GCGGAAGUUACUAUAUGUACGAAGAUGGCGGAUACAAGAGGGCUACUGCUCGUUCUCCUGCUUUGUGCCAGCGCUAGGGCAACAGAGCCCGCUGGGAAUGUAGACUCCCUGCUGGGGGACAGCGCGUCUUGUCACGGUGUGUGUGAGGCAACCUACCCCCUGCAUACCUACCCCGAGGAGGAGGAGCUGUUUGCCUGUCAAAGGGGCUGUCGCCUCUUUUCUAUCUGCCAGUUUGUGGAUGAUGGAGAGGACUUGAACAGAACUAAAGUAGAAUGUGAAUCAGCUUGCUUGGAAGCUUAUCCACAAUCCACCGAGCAAUUUGCUUGCCACUUGGGCUGCCAAAGUCAGAUGCCUUUUGCAGCAAAGCGUCAGGAAGAGCUUGCUGAUUUAGCCCCUCGGAUUCACAUCCUUUUUCCCCUUGCCUUUGUGGGAGCUUUCAUGAGAGACAUGAUGGAUUCUGCACAAAGUUUCAUUAAUCCAUCAUGGACCUUUUAUGUUCAGGCAGAUAAUGGGAGAAUUAUUGUUGUCCAGUCGGAAUCUGAAAUCCAGCAUGAUCCAGAAAACUUUUUGCCAGAAAAGGCACAAUCUGCAGAACGCUUUCUAGACAAAAUAUCCUUAGAUCUUGUGCCUGGUGAAUCUACAGAACAGUCUGGAGAAGAAAGAACUUGGAACCAGCGACCUGACUUACUUGAUCUUGAUGAAGGCAACAACUUCUUAAAGUGCUUCUCCACGAAUUCUAAUUGGCUUCUUUCCGCCACUCUGGUCCUAUCUGUCUUGGUCCUUCUAUGGAUUUGUUGUGCAACAGUUGCUACAGCUGCAGAUCAAUACAUCCCUUCUGAAAAGCUGAGUAUCUAUGGGGACCUGGAAUACAUGAAUGAGCAGAAAUUGCACAGAUAUCCCCCUGCAACUCUUGUUGUUAUCCAUGGGAAAACAGAAGAAAGUGAAGAUGCAGGACCUUUGCCGACAAAGGUGGACCUAAUGCGGUCAUCCAUAUAAUCCUGGCAAGCAGCUGCUGUUCUGUCAUAUUGUCACCUCUCGUACAGCCAUAUGCAGCACAGGAAUCCAUUCUUUAACAACAGAAAUCAAAUGAUGUUGCUGCCAUCUUUCCAAUCCAUAAUCUUUGGGAAAAGGAAAUCUUUAUUAUGGGAUUGUUGCUGGAAGUGUAGUUCCUGUGAUGCAGAUUGCUUUGGUGGUAGGAAAGAUUUUGCCUUAUUAAAGGCAUUUAGCAUAUUUCUUUGAUUGAAUUACUUCCCUAAUUUUUAAAUCUUUUUACAAUAUUUGUUGGUGGGAACCAUACAAGAUAGAUUAAAUAUAUUUUUGUUUAAAUCCAACAAGCCUUUGGGGCUAUAUUGGGGAGGAUUCAUUGUUUAGUUAAUAAGUUAGGUAUUUCAGGUUGUUACUGCUGCAGUAGCAUUUAUAAGGAGGUAGAGAUAUCCAGAUUUGUGCAAUAAGAAAGACUGCUACAUAAAUAUGGUAACUCUUUCAAUCAGUUAGAAACUUCCACUGAUUUUUAAAUCAUACAGAGUACUUAAUACUGUGUUAGUUAUUGGUUGUUAAUGGUGAUAGUUGUGGAGAAAUAUCUGACACAAAGAAGUAAUGUAUGUGAAAAGCUUCGACUGGCUAUUUGUUCAGCAGUCGCAUCAUCACAGACCAUUAGGUGUUAUGGCACAAAUUUGGGGUGACUGAAUUUGAGGGUGUAUUCUUUACAAGGUGACUAAUGUAUAAUGCAGUUUUUUUCCAUAUUAAAAUGUUACUAUAAAA
Messenger RNA from Xenopus tropicalis (tropical clawed frog), 1761 nucleotides. RefSeq names its product transmembrane protein 59 (gene tmem59). The transcript is spliced from 8 exons. Gene Ontology annotation, cellular component: lysosomal membrane; late endosome membrane; plasma membrane. Lineage: Eukaryota; Metazoa; Chordata; Amphibia; Anura; Pipidae. The coding region runs from base 25 to 996 and encodes 323 amino acids. The record is from RefSeq and is marked provisional.